Messenger RNA from Emiliania huxleyi CCMP1516, 945 nucleotides. RefSeq lists its product as hypothetical. The transcript has 3 exons. The record is from RefSeq and is a predicted model, not a curated record. Lineage: Eukaryota; Haptophyta; Isochrysidales; Noelaerhabdaceae. Gene Ontology annotation, molecular function: catalytic activity. The coding region runs from base 1 to 711 and encodes 236 amino acids.
AUGACGCCGUCGUGGCUGCCAGCCGCCAGCGCCGCCGCCGCCGCCGCUGCCGCCGCCGCCGCAACCGUGUACCUGCUGCGGCGCAGCCGACUUCCUCCUCGUGGCGAGCUGCAGCCGGAGCUCGGCGCCGACGCUUCACUCCUCCGCCGCCUGCUGCAUGUGAUCGAGCACGAGAUCCUGCCAAAGACGCGGGCCGAGGUGGCGGAGGGCAACAAGGUGUUUGGCGCUGCGAUCCUCAACGCGAGCUUCGACACCGUGAUAGCCGAGACCAACCACGAGACGGCGUGCCCAAUCUUCCACGGCGAGAUCUACACUAUCGACCGCUGGGCUGCGCUGUGCAACAAGCCGCCGCCACAGGAGUCGGUAUUCCUGGCCACGCACGAGCCCUGCUGCCUGUGCAUAAGCGCCAUCGUCUGGACCGGCUUCCGCCGGUGCUUUUACCUGUACCCUUACGAGACGACGAAGCAGCAGGGCAUCCCGCACGACCUCAACAUCAUGUACGAGCUCUGGCGGGUCGAGCGCUACCAGGAGCGCAACGCGCUCUGUUCGACCGCGGGCCUGCUGCCGCUGAUUGACGCCCUUCCUCCCGGCGACGACAAGGCGGAGCUCGAGGCGACGGUGGCGCGCAUCACUAAGCAGUACGACCUGCUUGCGUGCAAGUACCACUCUGAGAAGGCGGCCAACCCAAACAACAAAAUGGCAUUCAACUGACACUAUUAUUGGGAGAGAGGAGAGGCGGCAGGGCUGCCGCCCCGGCUCGCGCGGCGCGAGCGCGGCGCUCGAGCGCGCGGCGUGUGUAUUUCGAGGUCUGUGUGGAGUAUUUUGGAUCGAGGCUUGGCGGUUCGGGCCGAGCAGCUUUACCAAUGCAUGUACGAUGUUCGAUUAUGAAGGGGUGGCUUUCGUGUGAAACUCGUGAGCGGGUGCUGUGCCUGAAAUAAAUAGUCA